Messenger RNA from Nicotiana tabacum (common tobacco), 4021 nucleotides. NCBI's taxonomy places the organism in Eukaryota, Viridiplantae, Streptophyta, Magnoliopsida, Solanales, Solanaceae. The record is from RefSeq and is a predicted model, not a curated record.
UCUUCUCAUUAUUUCAACUUUUCAGGUAAGCGCAGAGUCGCAAACGAAAGGUUGUUCUUCGGACAAAGCUAUAAAAAAUCAAAACUGAUAGGAAGAGCCAAUAAGCAAAGUCAAUCCAAUCAUUUUCUGACCUAAUUUUCCGCCAUAGAUAUUCUUCUCUCAGAACUCGAAACUGUCACUUCUAUCGGUGUUUGAUUUUGAGGUAAUGAGAAUUGGCGGCAUUGUUUUGGUGUAUUUUUGACGUUUAGUGUGUUAGAGGAGAGGAGGAUGGGCUUUGCUUACUGUUUAUGGCAGCCGAAUGCUUCGCAUUGUGGUGAAGCUUUGAACUACAGGAUAUUAGAUAGGAAAAGCAGCUGUGAUGUAGGAUUGAAUCAUAAAUUGCUUGGAAAUGCUAGGGUUUUAUGUAAGAAUAGGCUGGGGAAAAGGUUGAAACGGAGUGUGGCCUGUAGUGAUAAUAGUUUAGCAUAUUCAAGGAUACGAUUUAGUUGUGCUUUGUGGAAGUCUGAUUCGAGUGGGAAUUUGAUGCGCCGUAAGGCUUCUAGGGGAGUGAAAUUGCCUUGGUGUCAGGGAAAUGAUUCAGUUGCGUUUAUCGAUGGUAAUGGUAGAAAUGUGGAGGCCAGUGAGAGUACUGAAGAUGGAGCUCUGAGUGCUAAUACUAAUGGAAUCGCGGAAAUUAGUUGCGCAAUUGAGUUGGAGGAAGAUAAAGAAGAAGAAACAGAAGGAGAUAAUCUGGAAGAACUAAGGGAGUUGUUGCAGAAGGCACUCAAGGAUUUGGAAGUUGCACAGCUGAACAGCACAAUGUUUGAGGAAAAAGCGCAGAAGAUAUCAGAAGCUGCUAUAGCGUUAAAAGAUGAAGCGGCUAAUGCCUGGGAUGAUGUAAACAAACAACUUGAUAGUGUUCAAGAGAUUGUAAGUGAAGAGAUGGUCGCUAAAGAAGCAGUUCAAAAAGCAACAAUGGCCCUUUCUUUUGCUGAGGCAAGGCUUCAGGUUGCUCUUGAUUCAGUACAAGCUGCAAAACAAAGAAUUAUGUCUUCAGAAACGUCUGAAGAUAGCAAAGGGGAAGAUUCAACUUCAUUGAUGGAGGAAGAGGCAGCACUCUUAGCUGCUCAGGAAGAUAUAAAGGAGUGUCUGGACCGUUUUGGAAGUUGUGAGGCUGAGUUGAGGCGUCUGCAGAAUAAAAAAGAAGAGCUGCAAAAGGAGGUUGACAGGUUGAAUGAGCUAGCUGAGCAAGCACAAAACAAUGCUUUAAAAGCUGAGGAAGAUGUUACAAACAUAAUGCUUUUAGCCGAACAAGCUGUUGCUUAUGAGCUGGAGGCUACUCAAAGGGUCAGUGACGCGGAGAUCGCUUUGCAGAAAGCCGAGAAGAACCUAGCUAUAUCAAUUGUUGACUCCCCAGAAACUUCAGUUUUACAGAAUGGAUCAUCUACUCAAGGGCAAGUGUUGGUCGAUGGGACCCUUAGUGAGGAUGAGGUACACCCUAGAAAUUCAGUCGAUAGUGUUAUUGAAAUAGAUAGGGAGGUACAACUGGAGGAUGCUUGGGCGGCAAGUGGGCCUUUGUCAACUGAGGAGUCACGUAUCUCUGAUGAGAGUGACGAAGAAGAUAGAAAGUUAGUUCUAGACUCCUCAAAAGAUUCUGAUUCUGAUACAGAAAAACCAAAAAGUGUUCAAAAUCUGAGGCAGGAGGUCAACAAGGAAUCAGCUAGGGACAGUUCACUUAACGCUCCCAAAGCAUUAUUGAAGAAAUCAUCCCGUUUCUUGCCUGCAUCUUUCUUCUCAUUUCCCACAGAUGGUGAAGAGUUCACACCUGCUUCAGUUUUCCACAAUCUCAUGGAGUCUGCAAGGAAGCAAUUGCCCAAGCUGGUGGUUGGCUCAUUACUGAUGGGAGCAGGAAUUGCCUUUUACGUCAAUCGAUCAGAGCGAAUUUCUCAGUCGUUUCAGCAGCCAGACAUCAUUACCACCAGCAUUGAUGAGGUUUCAACAAAUGCAAGACCUCUGGUUCGACAAAUAAGAAAACUGCCCAAGAAACUUAAGACACUAAUGGAGAUGCUUCCUCAUCAAGAGAUAAAUGAGGAGGAAGCUUCUCUUUUUGACAUGUUAUGGCUAUUGCUCGCAAGUGUUAUCUUUGUGCCUAUCUUCCAGAAAAUUCCAGGAGGAAGUCCUGUCCUUGGGUAUUUGGCUGCUGGAAUCUUGAUUGGACCCUAUGGUCUUUCUAUCAUACGUCAUGUACAUGGGACCAAGGCUAUAGCUGAAUUUGGAGUUGUCUUCCUGCUAUUUAACAUUGGCCUAGAGCUUUCCGUCGAGAGACUAAGUUCAAUGAAGAAAUACGUUUUUGGGUUGGGUACUGCUCAGGUCUUAGUGACAGCUGUUGUGGUCGGGUUAGUUGCUCAUUUUGUUGCCGGGCAGGCUGGACCUGCUGCAAUAGUGAUUGGGAAUGGUCUUGCCUUAUCUUCCACUGCGGUUGUCCUCCAGGUAUUGCAAGAGCGAGGUGAGAGCACAUCACGGCAUGGACGAGCGACAUUUUCUGUAUUACUCUUUCAGGAUCUGGCGGUGGUUGUUCUACUCAUACUGAUACCACUAAUUUCACCAAAUUCAUCAAAAGGAGGGGUUGGUUUCGGAGCCAUAGCUGAGGCCCUUGGUUUGGCUGCUGUAAAGGCAAUUGUAGCCAUCACUGCCAUUAUUGCUGGAGGACGUCUGCUGCUGCGGCCUAUUUAUAAGCAAAUUGCAGAAAACCAAAAUGCAGAAAUAUUUUCGGCAAAUACGCUUCUUGUUAUCCUUGGGACUAGUCUUCUGACAGCCAGGGCUGGCCUCUCAAUGGCUUUGGGUGCAUUUUUAGCUGGUUUGCUUCUGGCAGAAACUGAAUUUUCAUUGCAAGUUGAAUCAGAUAUUGCUCCAUAUCGUGGACUCCUAUUGGGUCUCUUUUUCAUGACGGUUGGAAUGUCCAUUGAUCCCAAGCUUCUUCUUUCAAACUUUCCAGUUAUUAUGGGCUCAUUGGGACUUCUAAUUGGUGGCAAGACCAUCUUGGUUGCGUUAGUUGGUAAACUGUUUGGUAUUUCAAUUGUAUCGGCAAUAAGAGUUGGUCUCCUACUUGCUCCUGGUGGAGAGUUUGCCUUUGUAGCUUUUGGUGAAGCUGUUAACCAGGGUAUAAUGUCUCCUCAUUUGUCAUCUUUGCUAUUUCUUGUGGUUGGAAUUUCAAUGGCCCUCACGCCAUAUCUAGCUGCUGGAGGCCAAUUAAUAGCAUCUCGUUUUGAGCUGCACGAUGUGCGAAGUUUAUUGCCUGUGGAAAGUGAGACAGAUGAUUUGCAGGAUCAUAUCAUUAUUUGUGGAUUUGGUCGUGUUGGCCAGAUCAUUGCCCAACUUCUCUCCGAGCGACUGAUUCCGUUUGUUGCACUUGAUGUGCGAAGGUAUGAUUCUCUUUUUACCCACAUUCAACUGAUUUCAGCUCCUGUAGGUUCAGUGAAGAUUUCAUCUGCUGCUAAGCUGCCAAUGUCAGAGAUAGCGGCAACAAUCAACGAGUUUAGGUCCCGCCACCUCUCUGAGCUUACUGAGCUAUGUGAAACUAGUGGAAGUUCUCUAGGCUAUGGAUUUUCUCGUGUGGUGAAUAAAGGCAAAGUUCAGCCUCCAGAUUCUUCGGAUGAGAACCAAGUCAGUGAAGGAACACUAGCAAUAUGAUUACCAUUAGAAGAAACAGGGAUUUGCAUUGAUUGGACCCCAAAAAAAAAAAAAAAAGGAAUUGAGAAGGGAAGAUACUCCUUAUAAGUGUAUAGUGUUUUACUUAACCCUUGUUCUUGAAAAUUGUACAGAAGAAAUAUGUUACGUAGCAAGCAACAAGCUAUGCAGGACAGCAAAUCUAUUGGCAUAACCCAAGGGCAGCUCAAGGGGAGGCUGGUAAAGCCUUCACUUUAGGCUACCAAAAUUUAAGGGCCCUGAAAUUUUUUAAGGGCAAAUAGCAUUUUUGAUUCCUGUAUUAUUGUUUUAUUCUGAUUUUAGUCCUCAAUUUAAAUGUUUGAUAUUGCUCCUUUAA